Molecule: messenger RNA, 828 nt
Organism: Saccharomyces paradoxus
Lineage: Eukaryota; Fungi; Ascomycota; Saccharomycetes; Saccharomycetales; Saccharomycetaceae
Gene: BUD23
Product: 18S rRNA (guanine1575-N7)-methyltransferase
Exons: 1
Coding region: 1-828 (275 amino acids)
Biological process (GO): rRNA (guanine-N7)-methylation
Cellular component (GO): nucleolus
Molecular function (GO): rRNA (guanine) methyltransferase activity
Source: RefSeq, a predicted model, not a curated record
AUGUCACGUCCUGAGGAGUUGGCACCACCGGAAAUUUUUUAUAAUGAUAGCGAAGCACACAAGUACACAGGUUCGACCAGAGUGCAGCAUAUCCAGGCAAAAAUGACGCUGAGGGCGUUAGAGCUUUUGAAUCUGCAGCCGUGCAGUUUCAUCCUAGAUAUUGGGUGUGGGUCUGGACUGUCUGGUGAGAUUUUGACACAGGAGGGAGACCAUGUGUGGUGUGGGCUGGAUAUAUCGCCUAGCAUGCUUGCAACUGGUCUUGGCAGAGAGCUGGAAGGCGAUUUGAUGUUGCAGGAUAUGGGUACUGGCGUGCCGUUCCGAGCAGGGUCGUUUGAUGCAGCUAUUAGUAUUAGUGCGAUCCAAUGGCUUUGCAAUGCAGACACUUCAUACAACGAUCCAAAACAGCGAUUGAUGAGGUUUUUCAAUACGUUGUAUGCUGCGCUGAAGAAGGGAGGGAAGUUUGUUGCCCAAUUCUACCCAAAAAACGACGACCAGGUGGAUGAUAUACUGCAAUCUGCCAAAGUGGCAGGGUUCAGCGGUGGGCUUGUGGUGGACAACCCAGAGUCUAAAAAGAAUAAGAAAUACUACCUUGUGUUGAGCAGUGGGGCCCCACCGCAGGGCGAGGAGCAGGUGAAUUUGGACGGUGUGACCAUGGACGAGGAGAACGUCAAUUUAAAGAAGCAAUUGCGCCAGCGCUUGAAGGGGGGCAAAGACAAAGAGUCUGCCAAGAGUUUCAUUCUAAGGAAGAAGGAGCUCAUGAAAAGACGUGGGAGGAAAGUCGCGAAGGAUUCCAAGUUCACCGGGAGGAAAAGAAGACACAGGUUCUAA